Molecule: messenger RNA, 1884 nt
Organism: Paraglomus occultum
Lineage: Eukaryota; Fungi; Glomeromycota; Glomeromycetes; Paraglomerales; Paraglomeraceae
Source: the annotation of a GenBank genome assembly
AUGAAGGAUCAAAACGACAGCCUUACAGUCGAGAGUCUCGAAUUGCACCCCGAGCUACGAAAAAACAAAGUGCUAACAGCCAUGUGUCAUGUUUUCCUGAAAAUGGGAAACGAGUGGUUGACGGCCAAGCAGAUCGUUGCUGCAUGUCACGCGUUAAACGUUAUUCGAUUGAGGCAAGUUAGACAAGGAAAGACUCCGGCCUCAACAAUACAAGGGAGUAUAUCUAUAGUGCUAUCCACUGCGACGCAACUUCAAGUUCCACCGCCAAUAAGCAAACUGAAGUGUGAUGGAGGCAGGGGUACCUAUUACCGUCUAUCACCAGAGUUAUUCCCGAAAGGGUCGAUAUUUUCCGACAAGAUGACAAUAGACACGGCGCCUCAGAUUAUCGCAACGCCUACUAGUGGAAACAGCGUGCAACCAAAACGACGGACCACUAAUAAGAAACGAAAACGAACGGUUCGGGCUUCGAGCCAUUCAAAAAAGCGAAAGCGUGUGGAGGGGUAUAAAGGGCGUCGUCUGGGUCCAUGUGCUUCGGAGCAUCCUAAUACAAAGUCGAAUAGCGUGCAGUCGAACGUAAAGACGAAAGUUGGUCCAGAAUUCGACUGGUUAGACUUAAUCGACUCUGGUUCAGAUCUUUCGGACGUUGAUAGUGACUGGUCCUCCGAAUCUGAAUCUUAUUGUGUUACCAACGGUCGAUUAAACACUGACUCUAUGACUGAGGCGUCUGAAGAGAUGGAGUCAUUGAUUGACAUGCUAUUGACGACGUAUCAGCCAACAGACUUUGCUAUCGAUACAUCAUUAAAGCCGUCUGAUUUCUGCGUAGGUCAACAGACCGGUUACUCAUAUCCACGUUUAAGAAAUCGUCCGAAGAAGAGGGUCGCGAAGCCGCAAUGCGAGGAUUCUUUUUGCAUCAAAGAUUUACACAUGCAAAACGGACAGCCGAUAACAAGGCUAUUUUGCAUUGCUGAUGGACAUGGUGGUGCAGGAUGCUCAAAAUUUUUAACGGAAAGAAUACCCGAAAUGAUCGAAAAACUACUACAGAAUUAUACACCAUUUCAAAUGUGCAAGGUAUCUGUGCAAGAGAAGUUCAAACAAGAUAUGACGGAGGUCAUCAAGUGCCUGGAUAAUGAGUAUCUUGAUCGAAAGAGAGAAGAGUUUCGUCGAUGGCGGAAUCAAGAAAGUAAGGUUGAACCAGUUGAUGAUGGCGCAACAUUAGUGUUGAAUAUUUUUUUUGGUGAUUGGCUUAUAAAUGCCAAUGUUGGGGAUUCGCGCACAGUCCUGGCUCAUGGAAUUAGAAACAAAUGGACAGUCGACUUUGCGAGUGAGGAUCACAAACCAUAUCUUGAGCGUCUAGCACAAAAUAUCUUCUGUAAUGGCGGUAUGUUUGUAGACAACAAUGACAAACCCAUCAAGUUCGAUCCUGUUAGACAUGAGAGACGAAUAAGACCAAGUCUGAAGAGAGCACGUAUUCGACUUCAAGACGCAAAUAAUGAUCUUGGUAUCCCGUAUUCUAAUGGUAGAGGAAUCAACUGGUCACUCAAUGUGGCAGCUACAAUUGGUGAUUUACUUUUUAAGCUUGAUCCCAAUAAGCCAGUAGUAUCUUGCGUUCCAGAUAUAUACUUUACGAGACUAGACCGACUGUCAGAUACUAGUGGGCGUGGAUUUCUGUUAAUGAGCACUGACGGGUUGUUUGACCACAUGUAUGCAAGCAAGCCUGAAGUGCAAAAUCUGACUAUAGCUACUCAAGUCGGCCGAAAAAUAGAUAUUGGAGAGUCACCCAUGGACAUUGUAAAGCAUCUCUGCAAUAGAGAAGGGGAUCGAGAACUUUUCGAGAACACUUUGCAGGAGUAUGAUGAUUGUACUUGCAUUCUAGUUAAGCUGUAG